Messenger RNA from Medicago truncatula (barrel medic), 2165 nucleotides. Its product is annotated as zinc transporter 4, chloroplastic. The coding region runs from base 220 to 1419 and encodes 399 amino acids. The transcript has 4 exons. Gene Ontology annotation, biological process: zinc ion transmembrane transport. Gene Ontology annotation, molecular function: zinc ion transmembrane transporter activity. Gene Ontology annotation, cellular component: plasma membrane. The record is from RefSeq and is a predicted model, not a curated record. NCBI's taxonomy places the organism in Eukaryota, Viridiplantae, Streptophyta, Magnoliopsida, Fabales, Fabaceae.
CACACUCAUUACAUUGCAAAAAUUCACAACCGAACCAUCUAUCUCUUCUUCUACCUCUCCUCUGUCCUCAAUAUGUCGACACUCUUCUUCAUUCUUUCUUCAACAAUCGCUCAUCAUUUAUCCUCUUUUUAUUUAAACUUUCUCUUCUCUUCUUCCUAUCCUAUCCUAUAAUAACAAACCAUAAAACCAUUUUCCUCUUUUUUUUUUCUUUAUUUAUCCAUGUUUUUUCUCGAGGAUCUCUGGCAAUUACUGCUUCAAUACCUCCUUCAAAAAACUCGCUUCUUCUCUGAAAAGGAAUCAUUCAUCAGACUCAAAGAAUCAAUGACGAACUCAACAUGCGGGGGUGCUGAAUCGGACCUAUGCCGAGACGAACCCGCCGCAUUCGUUCUCAAAUUCAUCGCCAUGGCAUCAAUCCUCUUAGCCGGAAUGGCGGGAAUCGCAAUCCCUCUCAUCGGAAAACAUCGCCGAUACCUUCGCACCGACGGAAACCUCUUCGUCGCUGCAAAAGCCUUCGCUGCCGGUGUAAUUCUCGCUACAGGCUUCGUUCACAUGUUAUCGGAUGCUACAGAAGCUCUUAACAGUCCUUGUUUACCGGAGUUUCCAUGGUCGAAGUUUCCGUUUACCGGUUUUUUCGCGAUGAUGGCGGCGUUGUUUACUCUUUUGCUUGAUUUCGUUGGGACUCAGUAUUAUGAGAGGAAACAAGGGAUGAAUCGUGCGGUGGAUGAGCAAGCUAGGGUUGGAACUUCGGAAGAAGGGAAUGUAGGGAAGGUUUUUGGAGAAGAGGAGAGUGGUGGAAUGCAUAUUGUGGGGAUGCAUGCACACGCGGCGCAUCAUAGGCAUAAUCAUCCCCAUGGUGAUGCAUGUGACGGUGGUGGUAUUGUGAAGGAGCAUGGCCAUGAUCAUUCACAUGCACUCAUUGCUGCUAAUGAAGAAACUGAUGUACGACACGUCGUUGUUUCUCAGGUGUUAGAGCUUGGGAUCGUAUCACAUUCUGUGAUUAUUGGGCUGUCUUUGGGAGUUUCACAAAGCCCUUGUGCCAUAAGGCCUCUAAUUGCUGCAUUAUCUUUCCAUCAGUUUUUUGAAGGGUUUGCUCUUGGAGGGUGCAUUUCUCAAGCUCAAUUCAAGGCCUCAUCGACAACAAUAAUGGCUUGUUUUUUUGCACUGACUACACCUAUUGGUGUUGGCAUUGGAACAGGCAUUGCUUCAGUUUAUAACCCUUAUAGUCCUGGUGCACUCAUAGCGGAAGGUAUAUUGGAUGCACUGUCAGCAGGAAUUUUAGUGUACAUGGCUUUAGUAGACUUGAUAGCAGCUGAUUUUCUUAGCAAAAGAAUGAGUUGUAACUUUAGGCUGCAGUUAGUAUCAUAUUGUAUGCUUUUCCUUGGAGCUGGGUUAAUGUCUUCACUAGCAAUAUGGGCAUGAGCCUUUCUUCCAAUUAUAGUUUUUUUUUUUUUUUUUUUUUUAGGGAUCUUCCAAUUCAAUUUUGGUAGAUCUGUCUUUCUCUUUUUUAAUCAGCUUUAAUUAAUUAGUACCAUUCUCUUCUUUUCUCAAGAAAAGUCAUGUUAACACUACGGCCUACUAAUACUCAACCACUUGAUUAUCAUUGGACAGCGUAUGUAAAAGUGUGAUCCCGCACCAAUCUAGUAUUUGGUGGUUGUGUUCUUUGUUCUAAUUUUGUGGAUGUUAUGAAUUGGUGGAUCUGGUGGGUGCAUGAUUGUUAUGAAUAGAAAUGGUAUCGGUGCACGGACUUGAUUAUUGUGUAAACUCAUCGGAAAUGUGUUGGUUAAAAAGAUUGAUAUUGGUUAUACUCCAUUAUCUCUUCUCACAAGUUUCCUCUUAUAGGGGAAAGACAAGUGUUGGAUGGGGUGUUGGUGAAGAACAAGGUGGUGGAUUUUACAAAGAAAUCACAUAAGCAAAGUCUUUUUGAAGGUCGAUUUGUGAAGACAUUUAUGUGAUUCGAUAAAUUAAAGUUUUCUAGAAACUUCAAAGGCUUGGUCUAGUGGUAAAAUGACAGGUCUUGAAUUCGAGAGAACUCGGGUUCGAGCCUCACUAGUGCCUUUGGAGGAAGGUAAAUGUAAAUAUCUUUGUAAGUGCUCUUUGAGCCUGAAGGUCUUCCCUGCAUGGGACACCAUUCUCUCACCCUAAAAUUAUGUAACAAAAAAAAAAAA